CUGAGCGAGUGUGGGUGAAGUCAUGGAUCGCAACCCUUCGCCGCCGGUCCCCAGUCGGGAUGAGGAGGAGGAGGGUGCCGGGGGAGACUGCAUAGGGAGCACGGUCUACAGCAAGCACUGGCUCUUCGGUGUCCUCAGUGGACUCAUUCAGAUUGUUAGCCCUGAAAACACCAAAUCCAGCUCAGAUGAGGAGGAGCAGCAGAUGGAGCUCGAUGAAGAAAUGGAGAAUGAAAUUUGCAGAGUAUGGGAUAUGUCCAUGGAUGAGGAUGUGGCUUUAUUUCUCCAAGAAUUUAAUGCCCCUGACAUAUUUAUGGGAGUAUUGGCCAAAUCCAGGUGUCCUCGAUUAAGAGAAAUCUGUGUGGGAAUUUUAGGUAAUAUGGCCUGUUUCCAGGAGAUAUGUGUGUCCAUCAGCAGUGAUAAAAAUCUUGGACAGGUGUUACUGCACUGUUUGUAUGAUUCAGACCCUCCUACUCUGCUGGAAACAAGCCGGUUAUUGCUUACUUGUCUUUCCCAGACAGAAGUGGCCAGUGUCUGGGUUGAAAGAAUCCGGGAAUAUCCAGCUAUUUAUGAUAGUAUUUGUUUCAUUAUGUCAAGUUCAACAAAUGUUGACUUGCUGGUGAAAAUAGGGGAAGUUGUGGACAAGCUUUUUGAUUUGGACGAGAAACUAAUGUUGGAAUGGAUUAGAAAUGGGGCUGUUCAGCCUCUGGACCAACCCCAGGAAGAUUCUGAAGAGCAGCCAGUGGUUAGAAUUGUGCCCUGUGUGCUUGAAGCUGCCAAACAAGUACGUUCUGAAAAUCCAGAAGGGCUCGAUGUUUACAUGCAUAUCUUACAGCUGCUUACCACAGUGGAUGAUGGAAUUCAAGCUAUUGUACAGUGUCCUGAUACUGGAAAAGACACUUGGAAUUUACUUUUUGACCUGGUCUGCCAUGAGUUUUGCCAAUCUGAUGACCCACCCAUCAUACUUCAGGAGCAGAAAACUGUGCUGGCCUCUGUUUAUUCAGUGUUGUCUGCCAUCUUCGCUUCACAGGAUGAACAGGAGUAUCUGAAGAUAGAAGAAGAUCUUCCUCUAAUUGACAGCCUGAUUCGUGUCUUACAAAACAUGGAACAUUGUCAGAAGAAGCCAGAGAACUCAGUAGACUCGAAUACCGAAGAAACAAAAAAGUCUGACUUAACCCAAGAUGACUUCCACUUGAAAAUCUUAAAGGAUAUUUCAUGUGAAUUUCUUUCUAAUAUUUUCCAGGUUUUAACAAAGGAGACUGUGGCUCAGGGGGUGAAGGAGGGCCAGUUAAGCAAACAGAAGUGUUGCUGUGCAUUUCAAAACCUUCUUCCUUUUUAUAGUCCUGUGAUAGAAGACUUUCUCAAAAUUCUACAUGAAGUUGAUAAAACUCUUGCUGAUGACCUGGAGGAAAGCUUCCCAAGUUUGAAGGUUCAGACUUAAUAACUGAAUUGGAGUUUCCUCUGCCCAAUAAAUGAACUUUAUUUUCUUCACC
Hyaena hyaena (striped hyena) is the source of this 1490-nucleotide messenger RNA. RefSeq names its product serum amyloid A like 1 (gene SAAL1). The transcript is spliced from 12 exons. The record is from RefSeq and is a predicted model, not a curated record. Bases 23 to 1438 code for a protein of 471 amino acids. NCBI's taxonomy places the organism in Eukaryota, Metazoa, Chordata, Mammalia, Carnivora, Hyaenidae.